AGAGGCAAAUCAUGUUCUUAUCAAGACUUGUUCAAAGCUUCAAAAGACUUUCGUCUCAAUCAAGAGUUUGAGCAUUGGACUAUUAAAGAAGAUUGAUCGAUCAUUGUUGUAUUUUACUGUCGCAUAGUUUACUUCAUAGCUUGCGAUAUGUCUAGUGAGCUUGAACCAGAAACCGUAUAUGACAUGGUGUUAGUAGACCGAGAAAAUGAUGUUCGUGUAGUAACAAAGCAGUUAUUUAGGCUAUACACUCUCCGUAAACUUGGUCCCCCUUUCAAACCAGUCAUACCCUUUGGUCCUCACCUCUUCGGAAGUGGGAAGACAAAAUUCGUACAAAGUUACUUGGAACUAGUGAAUAAUAUGGGUGAAAGUGCACUGAUAGGUCUCGAUCACGUUUGUGAGUCUGAGAAGGCCAACCGAAGAGGUUUCUUGGAGAAAUUAAAAAGGGCUUCAGUGUUGUACGUCGAUUUAAGGGAGUUGGAGCCCACAGACCCGAAAGAACGCAACCUGGAAUGGGCAGUCUACUAUUUGUUAAUCAAGGCCGCCCACUCUCAAGUUGGCGCUGAAAUAUUUUCAAAGAAAGAAGCCUUCGAAAAGGUGGAUAUGGAACCUUCCAACUUAGUUCCACUAUUACGAGAUAUACUAAGGAUUCCUUCUGAUCAAUAUCUUCUGAUAGCAUUUGAUGAAGUUGGUGUCCUAGACGAAAGUCUCGACGAAUUUCAUUUCAAGAGAACCCAUGACGAUAGAGUUCGACCUUACAACGACUUUAUCGGUAUCAUUAGUCAACUGUGUGAAGAACCCGACUUGUUUUUUAUAGUUGUUGGGAAAAGUGAAGGCUUAAAUAUAUACAAUUACGUAGCUUCAGUCUCAAGGGUUCAGUUAGUAUUUAUUCCUCUUUCGCCGCUUGAGAAACAUAGUAUCGUGGAACAUUUGGAGAAAAGUUCUUCCUUUUUAUUCCCUGGGAGCCCAAAGGUUUCAGAAAUUCUUUGUCACGAAGACUUCUCAACUAGUGAACUUGCAGAAUUGUUGUUGGAAUUGACUGGUGGUGUUCCUCGUUUACUUGUUCGAGCAAUCAGUUACCUUUUGCUGUAUAAAUCAUCCAACAACAAUUUCUUAUUAUCUAAGGAAACCUUCUUGAUCAUAAUGAAUAGCUUUCUAGUAACAAAUUAUUGUGUUGCGACAUUCUUACCUCGUCUGAUAAGUCUCAGUGAGCAGCGUAAGCGCUUGUUAAGAAUGCUUACGUUAUUAUCUUUGUAUCGUAUUCGAUUUGAUUUUGAUGAAACUGUGCAAA
Galdieria sulphuraria is the source of this 1288-nucleotide messenger RNA. RefSeq names its product archaeal ATPase. Lineage: Eukaryota; Rhodophyta; Bangiophyceae; Galdieriales; Galdieriaceae. The annotation marks the transcript as partial. The transcript has a single exon. The record is from RefSeq and is a predicted model, not a curated record.